UUUUUUUUUUAAUUGUUGUUGUUAUUGUUUAGGUUGGGUUUGGCGUGUCUUUCCCCCUUUCCCCUUGGAGUUACAAACUAUUUCUGAAACCAGCUGCUGCUCCCACUCUCUGAAUUGCCCCACACACACACCCCACCACCACCACCACUACCACCACCCCCCCGCUCCGUGGCAGAACAAACUCCUACAAACCAUCGCUACUGCUGCGGCCGGGGCUCGGCCACUUCUUUGGCACGACCUCCCCCCGGUUAUUUUUCUAUAAAUCCCCAUUAUUAUAUUUCCCCCCACCUUUCGCCCCAGUCCCCCCCACCCACCCCCCGCCGCAGCCUGCCGUGCGCAGUGGGACUGCCUGUGACACGGCGGAUUGGCGAAGCUGCUUCUCCAACUUUCCAGCCUAAAUUAUAGCCGGAACAUGUCUCUGACCAACACAAAGACGGGUUUUUCGGUGAAGGACAUUUUGGAUCUUCCCGACACCAACGAUGAGGACGGUUCGGCCGCGGAGGGAGGCGAAGAGGAGAGCGAGGCGCCGGAGCCGCCCAAGAAAGCAGGAGUUUUGGGACAAACCCCUUUGGACACUGUUCAGGCGCUGCCUUUGAAGAACCCUUUCUAUGAUAAUAGCGAUAAUCCCUACACGCGUUGGCUGGCGAGCGCCGAGGGCAUCCAAUACUCCCUGCAUGGACUGACGGGCGGCGGCGGCCAGGACACCUCGGCCAAAUCCCCGGAGCCGUCGGCCGACGAAUCUCCUGACAACGAGAAGGAAGCGUCGGGUGGUGGGGACGCGGGGAAGAAGAGGAAGAGGAGAGUGCUGUUCUCCAAGGCACAGACCUACGAGCUGGAGCGGAGGUUCCGGCAGCAGAGGUACCUGUCGGCGCCGGAGCGGGAGCAUCUGGCCAGCCUGAUCCGCCUCACCCCCACCCAGGUGAAAAUCUGGUUCCAGAACCAUCGCUACAAGAUGAAGAGGGCCCGGGCUGAGAAAGGUAUGGAAGUGACUCCUCUUCCCUCCCCGCGGCGGGUGGCCGUGCCGGUCUUAGUCAGGGACGGCAAGCCCUGCCACACGCUCAAAGCUCAGGACUUGGCAGCGGCGACUUUCCAGACGGGAAUCCCUUUCUCCGCCUAUAGCGCCCAGUCUCUACAGCAUAUGCAAUACAACGCCCAGUACAGCGCUACCAGCAACCCCCAGUAUCCCACAGCACACCAUUUGGUACAAGCUCAGCAGUGGACUUGGUGAAGGCUGGAGGGGAGACCGCAGACACGCACACACUACCCCCCCACACACACAAGAAAGAAAAAGGAGAAAAAUCCACAAAUAAUAAAGAGAGAGAGAGAAAGAAACAGACUGAUGCUCCCCCCCCUAAAAAAAAAAAACACAACCCAAACUGCGGGGGAAGCAGUGGAGGGGGAAAGCUAUUAUUAUUAUUAUUAUUAUUAUUGCUAUUAAUAUUAUUAUGGGGUUUUUUUUCCUCUCCCGUCUAUUUUCCCUUCCAAACAAUUUUUUUGGUGGGGUC
Molecule: messenger RNA, 1505 nt
Organism: Pogoniulus pusillus (Red-fronted tinkerbird)
Lineage: Eukaryota; Metazoa; Chordata; Aves; Piciformes; Lybiidae
Gene: NKX2-2
Product: NK2 homeobox 2
Exons: 2
Coding region: 413-1228 (271 amino acids)
Biological process (GO): regulation of transcription by RNA polymerase II; cell differentiation
Cellular component (GO): nucleus
Molecular function (GO): RNA polymerase II cis-regulatory region sequence-specific DNA binding; DNA-binding transcription factor activity, RNA polymerase II-specific
Source: RefSeq, a predicted model, not a curated record